Poecilia reticulata (guppy) is the source of this 623-nucleotide messenger RNA. The record is from RefSeq and is a predicted model, not a curated record. Lineage: Eukaryota; Metazoa; Chordata; Actinopteri; Cyprinodontiformes; Poeciliidae.
UAUACUCAUAUUAAAACUGCAAGGAGUUGGAAUUUUGAAAAGUUUAACUAUGAGGCGACAGCAGAAGUUCAAAGUCCUGCUCGGUGUUUUCUGGUGUCUCCGGCUUGUUUCUCCCUCAGGUGCUGAUCAGAGCCGCAGCUGCUGUAAAAACGGAGGAACCUGCAUCCUGGGCAGUUUCUGCGCCUGCCCUCCGUUCUUCACCGGGAGGAGUUGCGAGUACGACACCAGAAUCAGACGAUGUGACGUUGUUCCUCACGGCGAGUGGGUCCAGAAAGGCUGCUCCUACUGCCGCUGUUUCUACGGCGUCUUGCAUUGCUUCCCUCACGUUUUCCAUGAAGACUGUGAUGACUCGGAUGAGGAGGUUCGUUGGUAUCUUUCAUCGGCGGUCAGGUUGACUCCGCUCAGCUGUUUCCUGUCUCUGCUGAUGCUACUUCCUGUGCUGCUCGUCUUCUGACGYUCAUAAGAUUUUAUUCUCUAAUCGGCUCCAAAACGACGUGAAUAAUAAACUUGAUGAUGCUGCAGUAUUUAUUUUAAUGAGGAAAAAACCAACUCCUGAUUUGCUUUUAUGUAACUAACUGGAGAGAGAAGAGUUCUUCCAAAAUAAAUCCUGUUUGCCUGAAAGA